Molecule: messenger RNA, 1146 nt
Organism: Aspergillus calidoustus
Lineage: Eukaryota; Fungi; Ascomycota; Eurotiomycetes; Eurotiales; Aspergillaceae
Source: the annotation of a GenBank genome assembly
AUGUGUCGUUUUCUAGUAUACAAGGGCAGGCAUGAGAUUCGCCUCAGCAAGCUAGUCACAGAGCCCAGUCACUCCAUCCUUACACAGUCGUACGACUCUCGAUUAAGGCUCGACAACCGCCGCCCCGUCAAUGGUGAUGGCUUCGGCGUGGGCUUCUAUACGGACCCCAAACUCGGUCCAGAGCCCUGCAUAUUCACAUCCACGAUCCCGGCCUGGAACUGCGAGAACCUUGAGCGUCUCGCCAGCAAGACAUGCUCGAAUCUCAUCUUUGCGCACGUCCGCGCAACAACAGAGGGCACUCUCUCCGACACAAACUGCCACCCGUUCCAGCACCAGACGCUGAUGUGGAUGCACAACGGCGGGAUUGGCGGCUGGCACUAUAUCAAGCGUGCGCUGGCCGACUCGCUCGAGGACAAAUGGUACCUAGGCGUCAAGGGCGGGACGGAUAGCGAGUGGGCGUUUGCGCUGUUCCUUGACUUGCUUGCGAAGGAAGGGGUUGAUCCGAGUUCGGACCCGGGGCCCGAGGGUUUCGGACAGGCGCUUUUGCGGCGGGUGAUGGUCAAGACGAUUGCGAAGAUCAAUGAGUUCAUUGCAGAUAUUCCGAAGCGGCACAAUGUGAAGAACUUGGAGACACGCAGUCUCCUCAACUUUGCAGUGACCGACGGCCAUACUGUGGUUUGCACGAGGUACAUCAGCAGCAAGACGGACGAACCGGCGAGCUUGUAUUUCUCCUCGGGGACCAAGUGGAAGGAGGGCAAGGUGAAGGGGCAUUUCAAGAUGGAGCGACACGAUAAAGGUGCCGACAUUGUCCUGGUUGCUAGCGAGCCUAUUACCUUCGAGAGACACAAUUGGGUCUCCGUUCCCGCCAACUCCAUUGUCACGAUCCAUAAACAAACCGUCCUCUUACAUCCGAUCCUAGACGAGUUCUACAGCGAGGACCUAAACCAUGAUCGUUCCUCGUGCUAUGCCGUCUCCAAGGGCCUUGUUAGUACGGCGCCAGGAACCACAGUGCAGCCAGCAGCGGCGGACAAGGCCACGGCACCUGAUAUUAGAGUCAACGGUCCCGGGCUUGGCCUUGACGAGGCCAACAAUGGUAUCCCUAAGAGCCGGCUGGAGACAACUAAUCAGCUCGCCAUGUCACACUAA